Hypoxylon trugodes is the source of this 972-nucleotide messenger RNA. RefSeq lists its product as uncharacterized. The record is from RefSeq and is a predicted model, not a curated record. NCBI's taxonomy places the organism in Eukaryota, Fungi, Ascomycota, Sordariomycetes, Xylariales, Hypoxylaceae. The transcript is spliced from 2 exons. Bases 1 to 972 code for a protein of 323 amino acids.
AUGGGCGAGUAUUUUGACGACAGCAUCAGUCAUGAUGCCCAAAUCAAGAAGUUAUCGAUUGAGGAGCUGGAUAAUCAGCAUCCUGAAUUAUUCGUCCGCGCCCUAGACCGAGUAAUGUCGACCGACCUUGCGAAGCUCACAUGCGCCGAGAUUGUUGAUGGUCUCCCUCUGAUUGAUACCGUAAACGAAAACGGUGGAGGUGGUUUGUCAGGCUUCCAUCCAUUAUAUGAUAUGCAUGAAAACCUUUGCGAAGGUGUGAUGGAGCAGACGGAGGAGAUACGCAAGAACUUCGACCCAAAAGUGCUCCAAUUCGAUUCCAGAUCGGCCUCUCCUGGAUUAAGGGCAUUUAGAAUGCGGCUGAUCGAAAUGAUUGCGGUGGCGGUCCACCAAGUUGCAGUGGUCCUAUUUCAGCCCGAUACCAGUCUACAUAAAGAUGAUGGAAUCACAACGUGGGCGCCUCCUAAGGAUGAUACGAUAUUCUGGGAAUUUUCACAUGAAUGGUACAAGGACUAUAAACAAUACCCAGAUGGUGUCGCAGAUUUGGUUGGAUAUUGGGCUGAAUCCCGUAUUCUUGGUGGCGUCGUACUUUUUGAUCGGGGAACCCCGACGAGGAAACUUGAUCCAGACGCCGUCUUCUCUCACGCGGACAGAGAAGAGACAACUUACAGAAUAUAUAGACUUCUGGAUGGGCAGAAACAAAAGAUGUUGGAUUUCCUUCUAUUGGAUAGCCCUACCCAAAAUCCAUGUCCCAUUUUGGCAAGUUUGGAGAACGUUUUUCGAGUCGAUCCAGAGGAAGAUAUAGAAGAUACAGGCGUUUAUCGCGACAUAUGGGAGCGAAAACCACUCCCGAUUUGGUGUUCGGAUUACCGACUACGCGAUGUAUGGGACAAGUUCGACUUCCCCUUACGGCACGACUGGGAGGAAGCCAGAGGGCGAUGUAGCGACCGACGAAACCGACCAGAGCCUGAAUGA